Messenger RNA from Xyrauchen texanus (razorback sucker), 2222 nucleotides. It is a transcript of the gene ift43, whose product is annotated as intraflagellar transport protein 43 homolog. Gene Ontology annotation, cellular component: intraciliary transport particle A; cilium. Lineage: Eukaryota; Metazoa; Chordata; Actinopteri; Cypriniformes; Catostomidae. Gene Ontology annotation, biological process: intraciliary retrograde transport. The coding region runs from base 13 to 627 and encodes 204 amino acids. The transcript is spliced from 9 exons. The record is from RefSeq and is a predicted model, not a curated record.
GUUCCGUUAGAAAUGGACGACACAGUUCAGCUCGCGGACGGCGGAUUCACAAAGAAUGUGGCUCGAUCCGGAAGAAGAGCUCGUCAGGCUGCAGAGAUUGAAGACUCGCGUCAGAGGAGAUCAUCUUCAUCACUAACCACUGCAACAGAGGGGCCACCACCUAAACCAGCACGCCGACAGGGAGGAUGGGCAGAGGAGAGCACAGGAACUGCAUCGGCCAAAUCAGGAAGACGAUUGGCUGCUGAAGAGCUGGAGGACCAUCGGUUAAGGCCGCAGACCCCUGAAGGCUCUGACAAUGAAAGUGAUAUCCCAGUGAUUCCAGACCUCGAGGAGGUUCAGGAUGAAGAUCUCACGAUGCAGAUAGCUGCUCCACCCAGUAUCCAGGUGAACAGGGUGAUGACCUACAGAGAUCUGGACAAUGACCUCAUGAAGUAUUCUGCUUUUCAGACACUGGAUGGAGAAAUCGACCUGAAACUUCUCACGAAGGUUUUAGCCUCAGAGCAGGAGGUGAGAGAGGAGGAUGUUGGGUGGGAUUGGGAUCAUCUGUUCACAGAGGUCUCGUCUGAACUCCAGACGGAAUGGGAUCAAGGAGAGCGUGAGGAGCAGUCUCCCCUUCCUGUGAGCUGAGAAUAGACAUGUGUGUUUGUACACUCAAGGAUUGUUCACAUUGAAUGUGUUUUGUAUAAAAUCAUAACAACUUUAAAUAAAGAAGUAUCUGUAAAUAAUGCACAACAUCAUAAAUACUCUGCUAGAAUACAUUUUAAAUAAUUCACCAAUCUUUACCUCAGAUAAUAAAGCUCUUUAUUGUAUUGGUCAAUUUUAAAAGGGUCACGACAUGCAAGAUUUUUUUUCUUACAAAACAAUGUUGUAUUAUGUGACCUUUUUCUAGCCUGUGUUUAGACCUCUGAAACCCUUUUUCUGUGUACUUCACCUUUAAAACUCGCCCAUUGUUAUGAUUGGCUAACAUCAUUGAAAAGCAAACACCCUCCCACCAUUACAGGUGUGGAGCUAACCGUUACGAAAACGUUGCAAGCGGUUUACAAAAUUCCCUAAAAGCACUCAGUCCACUCAGUCAUUGAUAUGAAGUUUUGUCCCAAUUUAUGUAAAGCACACAAUCAAACAGUUGAUCGACUGAAACAUCAAUAUAAAAGUGAACAAAAUGGUCACACUGUUUCUCUCCAAUACUUUUUAGUGAUAAAAUAACGCCAUUUAAACAUUGAAAAUAGUUGAACACAAGCUGUGAAUGUGAAGGGUUCAUAAAUGUGUAUCAAGCUGUAGGAAGUGUAAUAAGGGACUGGCGACCCAGGGAUUCCUCUCUCUGAUCUCCCAGCUUCAAUACGCAUCCCAUGUCAGGAAAUAAGCGAUGUUCGCCGGCUGAGGAAACUCCCUCGAUAAAUGCGUUUAUUUCAGCCAAAAUGCAUGACAUCAUGGCUAUAACGAGACAGAUGAGAAAGCAGGCCUUACUAUCUUAUACUUUGUUUUUAGUUGUGCUCUGAAUUGUUCUGCCAUGCUUAGAUCACUUAAUCUUAAAUCAAUAUCACGUGAGGUACUAUAUAUAUUUCUUUAAGUAACCGUGUAAUAAGCACAGUCUGCUCCCCUUUGGAGUCGUGAUCAUGGUUUAUUUUGUGAUAAAAGCAGCUGACUAUAUAUUAAAAGAUGUAGCAGUGCCAACAAUAUUGUUGGCAGGAAUGCCAAUGAGCAACAAGUGUAAUUCUGUCUGUGUUUGUUUGAUAUGUAAGAAUUGUAAAUUUCCUUUCAAAGCCAGAAUCCUUGGUUCUCCGAAGAAUUCAUCCAUGAUUCCAAAGAAUCCAAACAUUUAUUCUCAAAUUAAUGUAUUCAGCAUGCGUUUCUAUCCUCAAAUGCUGUUCUUAUUGAAUGUGUUUGUUUGUUGGCGAUAUCACACAGCUUUGAGUUUUUCUCAUUAAGGUUAACCUUGCAAACCCAGAAACAUAGUUUCUCGUAACUGGAUCAAUGUGGAGACAUGGAGAAAGUGUGAAUCCAAGGUUAAUGAUUAGGUAAACUGAAAUCCAGUUGAUUGAGUUAAAAUGAACUUUGCUCAUCAGAGCGACCCGGCCUUAUCAUUAUUGAGCACAGACAUCGACCAACGCAGCUCACCGACAGCUUUAAAUCUCGUUGAGCUCAGUCCUUGAGUUUCUAUCUUGACAUGAGGGUUAACAUGAUGAAAUGUCUGAUUUACAUGUACAAGUGGUUUGUCAUUAAAU